Messenger RNA from Harmonia axyridis, 2928 nucleotides. RefSeq names its product yemanuclein. The record is from RefSeq and is a predicted model, not a curated record. Gene Ontology annotation, cellular component: nucleus. NCBI's taxonomy places the organism in Eukaryota, Metazoa, Arthropoda, Insecta, Coleoptera, Coccinellidae. The transcript has 10 exons. Bases 104 to 2536 code for a protein of 810 amino acids.
UCAAAGACGUUCUCGUAGUUUGAUUUGUGAAGUGUUCGAAUUGUGUUGGAGCCAAAUUUUGUUUUGCGAGUAGUGAAAAGUGUAAAGUGGUCAGUAAUGAAAUAUGUCGGAUAUGAACCGUGUUCCACUAACAUGCGUGUCUCAGGCGUCGUCUAGUAAGAGUAAAAAUGUGAUAAAGAAAACAACCAGAAUAUCCAUCAAGCUGCCCCAGUCCGAUGAAAACACAUGUCCGGAAUUUAACUACCAAGAUGAGCUUGAUGCGGUUAAGAGGAAAGCGUCGAAAAAUACCGAAAAUGGACGCAUACCAGAUAUACUCGAUGACGAUGAUGAUGUCAGGAGGAUAGCGAAGGAAAUGGAAGAAAAAUAUGGUAAUAAAGUAUCAAAUGUACCAAAGAAGAAGCGCAAAAAGAGAAGAGACGAUUACGCUGAUAUCGGUAUGGGAUAUGAUGAAUCCGAUUCAUUUAUAGACAAUACUGAUGGCUAUGAUGAAAUCAUUCCACAGAAUGUUGAAACCUUACUCGGAGGCUUUUAUAUAAACUCUGGAGCGUUAGAAUUCAAGACUGGCCAGGAAGAGAGCGAUGAUUCCACAGACGAUGCGUCAAAUUCCAGUAGUGGAUCUAGAAAGAGGAGUUUAUCUAGCGAGGGUUCUGAAGACGAGGAGGAAAAAGAUCAGCCAAGUAAUAAGAAAAUUAAAGUAGCACCUGGCGAAAACGGAAUGCAGAAAGCUCUGAAGAAGAAACUAUUCAGUCCGAACAAAAUACUGAAGAAGAAGAAGCCAACGAAUGUUAUCAAGAAAACUGUAUCGGAACUGUUGAAGGAAAAGAGGAAAGAUUUGAAUUUGAGUACCAGCGAUUGUAGGUUGGAAGUCAAUGCAGAUGACAGUGAAGCAAAGCAAAGUAUGGAAAAUGGAAAAGUAUCUAACAGUAUAACCGAUGCUAUCGAGUCUGUAGUAAAAGCGUCUGAAGACAAUGUUCGAACAGCCGAAAAAGUAGUAUCUAGUCAAGCCAAUGAUAUAAUAGCAAAACCAGUUACGUUGCCGGAGAACUUACCGAAGAGUAUCAUCAAUAUAAUAAACUCGAUAAAAGAAAAGAGCGAGAACUACACGAAUGGCGACAAGUUCACGAAAGAAAUCAAUCACCUACUGACAAGUUUUGAGCGAAAGUGUAAAUUUAUCGGAAAACCAUCCAAAUACAAAGUUUACGAGAAUUUAUCGUACUACCUUAAAGUGGAGAAGCAAGUCCUGAUCCAGCAUUGUAACCAACUAGCUCUGAAGGAUGAUCAGAAUAAGAUUGAAUCGUUACUUAGGCAGUUGAAAGCUGAAAUCGACAAGGUGAUGCCAUCUAUUGUACAGAGUUACGAGAGGGACUGUGAGCUUGUGGUGGAAAGGAGAAAUAUGCUCCAACAACAAAAUCCAGAAGGUGACGAGAAAAGGAAAAUAGGGAGACCAAAGAGAAAGUUUCAAUGGAAUGACACCACGAGAAAAUUCCUAAAAGACACUGCCACAAUCAAGAAACGAAGCUUCCUGAACCAGAACAACUCGAUAGACUCGUGGGAAGAAGAACUGACUACAUUCCUGAAGAACAAGGUGAUACACCUGUGGCCCGAAGGUUGGAUGACCAUGACGGCCCUCACCAAAGUCUGCAACAAGCUGUUCAGCGAGCCCAACGCCGUCGCCCCGAACCAGGCUGGUUCCAGUUCUCGGAAGGAAAGCAACAAAAUCACUGCCACCAACACUCCCAACCUACCAUAUCCGAACAUUUCGAUUACGCCAGUUGUUAACAAUAUCACUCCGAAAGCGUCUAUACCGGAAAGGAUCAUCGAUGGUAAAAGGUAUCCAUUGCCUCAUCAUAAGCUUCUCAACUUAUCCAAAGGAACAGAUGACACCCCCGAAAGCAGCCCCGAACAACACUACACCCUGGAGAAGUCGACAUAUAAAGAAAAGAAAGAAACGGUUGAAUAUAGUACGGAUAAGAAAAACAACAACGCUGAUACUUUCUUCAAGGUAGAUUACGAUAAAAUCAAGUCAACGCAACCCUCUCCAAAACCGGUGAAUUUAGAUGAAGCGAAAUUGCCGAAUGUGAGUAUUAUAGAGAUAGACGGACCGACUGAUUUCAGCAACAUACUGCCAAAAACGAAAUUUGUUCCGAAAAGCGAGGCGGAAAGUCCUAAUUCCUCCAACAGAAUUCUGUCCGGUGAAAGUAGUGGUCACAAAAAGGACAACAACAGAACUUUGAUCAUCAACAACUGCGAGGUCACGCCAGUGAGGAAACAGGAUGAAAUGAAAAAUAACCAAGAUGGUGACGAUAUCCAGAAGGUGAUGGAACACUUGAAGACUCUUCAGCAGAUGUCCUCGCCAGUGAAACCCUUCGACGGAUCCUAUUCGAACUCUGGGUUUUCGCAGAAAACCUCUAGUUUGUUGCAGAACGAUGUUAAUCUAGUGACUACUAAUUUUCAAGACGAGUACCAAAAACAGUUGUUGAAUGCGUUAGGAACCCUCAGUGCUAGCACGUCAAAGUCGAACUACAAGUGCAGUUAAUGAAAAGGGGUGUAUACAUUUUUUUAAAUAUGAUCUUGUGUAAAGAAUUUUAUAUUUUUUUCUGUAUUAUCGAAAAUUCCUAUGGAAUUCGAAUAAGAGUGUAGAUGCAACAAGAAGUUUGCGGAAACCUGACCUUUUUGUGAAUUAAUAAUUGGAAGAUUAUGGACAGUUGAUAAACUUUUCUGUGUGAAAGCAAUUGGCUUUGUUAUCGAUUAUGUGAAAAAUUUCUGAGAAAUCAUGAAUUAUUGAAAUUUUUUCCUUGUGAAUAUCUCUCCUAUAUUUUUGUAUAAAAUCAAAAUUUGUUGUUUAUUGAAUGGCGCCGACCAGCUUUAUUUAUUGUAUUAUUGUUUUUUUUUUACUUCAAAAAUAAAAUCGAAAUUGCAAGCUCUUUA